Ilex paraguariensis (yerba mate) is the source of this 300-nucleotide messenger RNA. The record is from the annotation of a GenBank genome assembly. NCBI's taxonomy places the organism in Eukaryota, Viridiplantae, Streptophyta, Magnoliopsida, Aquifoliales, Aquifoliaceae.
AUGGAUAAAAAUAGUGAAGCUACUACUAAUGUUAAGAAUGCUGGUAAGAAUAAGCCUGUGACUAUUGUGGCCUCGCCGAAGAUUGUCUUGAAUGGAGAGAGAGAAAAGAAUGAUGAGUCUGAAUCAUUGUUGCCAUCUAGGAGAGGUGGGUUGUCAAAGAAGUUAGCGAAUCCGAGGAGGAAAGUGCAGUGGAAUGAUAAAAAUGGAGAUAAGCUCGUCGAGGUAUUGGAAUAUCAACCAAGUGAUGUGAGUGACUCUGAUGACGAGGAUUCGGAUUCUUGCAUCUGUACUAUAAUGUAG